This is a messenger RNA of Hyposmocoma kahamanoa, 3030 nucleotides long. RefSeq lists its product as uncharacterized. The record is from RefSeq and is a predicted model, not a curated record. Gene Ontology annotation, molecular function: zinc ion binding. The coding region runs from base 57 to 2774 and encodes 905 amino acids. NCBI's taxonomy places the organism in Eukaryota, Metazoa, Arthropoda, Insecta, Lepidoptera, Cosmopterigidae. Gene Ontology annotation, cellular component: nucleus. The transcript is spliced from 4 exons.
GCUCCAUUUUGUUUGCGACUAUAUUGUGUGCCAGUCAAAUAUUCAGAUGCACCAUCAUGGAUAUGGUAAAAGUAGAUCCAAAGUUGUUUGCAACAUGUCGCCUCUGCGUCGAGAACAUGGGGAUGUACCAGAUCACACCUAUGGUUCAGGACCAAAUUAAAUAUUGCUUUGAUAUUGAAGUAUCUCCUUUCGAUGGCUUACCGCAGCUGAUUUGCGGCGUCUGCGAAGGCAUCCUUAGUGAAUAUCACACUAAUAAAAAAAUAUUCAUUGGAAAGCAAAAUGCAUUGAAGGCGAGAUUACAACUACGAAAGGAAUUGGAGAGCACCAGUAAGUCUCCAACACAUGACCUAGUUAGAACCAGUCAUGGAGAAAUUCAGGAAAGAGCGUCUCCUGUGGAUAAUUUGCGAAAGUUAAUCUCCGUCGCACCAGAACAAGGCCCUGCGUUAGUCGAAACAGAGGCGUCGUCUGAUACUGCCACAAUUGCCAAGGCUGGGCCUGCUUCUUACAAGAAAAUUUGCGCAAAUAAAAAAUCCAAGUCAUGGGAAGCAAGCUAUAACAAAGGUUAUGUUUGCCGACUGUGCAAUAAACAAUGUAAAACACGAGGCAACAUAAACUUACAUUUUAAGAAACACAGAGGUUUAAUCAACAAUAACAGAGACAUUUUUAAAAAAUAUUGUACAAUUGAUUUAAAGAAGUUGGACGGUAAACUAAACAUCACUGGUAGUGAAGAAGCUGUAGUUUUGAAUCAGGAUAAAAUCACGCGUGAUGAAGGAAAAAUGCAUUAUUAUGUUUUAUAUACUUUAAAUGAAGAAUUUAGAGAAGUGGGAAACGUGUCGGAUUCUUCUGAUGAUUUUGCGCCAAAGGUCCAAGGAAAACGACGUCGACUGCUGUCUAGAAGUUCCAAUGACACUGUGAUCCUUAACGACGCUAAAAGUCGUACAUCUUCAGAUCAUGAAGAGGAGACGAAAUCGGCAAUUGAUAACGAUAAGGAUGAAAACGUGCCAAAUGUCAUGGAGUGUAUAGACCUUGACGAUUCUUCAGAUGAAUCUAUCCACAAUGAUACGACGAUGCCCUCUACAAGCAAUAUGCCCUCUACAAGCAAUAUGAAUUUGAGGAACACUACAGAAGAUAAAUGUCCCCUUCCGCAAUUAACGGAUCACAAAACCAUCUCAAACAUCGUAUCGGCAUGCCAAAACAGAUAUUUGAAAAAAAUAGAAUGUUCUGAGGAACAAGAGAAACAAUUUGAAAGUAACAAAAGUAAACUUUUGAAUAUUGGUUUGAAAUCUAUUUUCCAGCAGUGCUACAAGUCUAAUGGAUUAUUAAGAUACUUAGAAUAUGAUCAUUUAGAAAUAAAGUGGAUUCCGAUAAAUUCCAUUUUACGUUCACAAAGCAAGGAAAAUAAGUAUGUACGAAUAAUGCCGAGAGUAAAAGGUAAAGAAGAUUACAACCAGGAUGAUGCACAAUGGAACAAAAUCACGAAUUUUAAUUUUAUGUUAAUGAAAGAUGAAGGUAAACCUAUUCAAGUUCAGAAAAUGAAAUCUUUACCUAUCAUUGAAAGUUUACUUAUGAGUAAUACUAGCACUAGUUCUGUAGUAAAUGGACAUUCUAAAUCCGAUCAACAGUUAUCGGAUUGCGCAGUUCUUUACAGCAACACGUCUGUUGACGCAGAUAAAAAACUGCUCAACGCCAGUCCAGUGGCGAACCCAAAACAGUUACCUAAAAAAGUUGUUCAAUUUGAAACAAAAGUAUCGCCAGCGCCUACAGUAACUGAAGCUGUUGUGGUGACGUCCCCAGUUGUUCAAGAUCAAAGUCAUUCUAACACUCGGCCAAUGUUGAUUGAUGAUGCUGAAGAUUUGACAAAUGAAGACAGUGAUGUUUUGUGCAUGCCUAUAAUCACGUCUACUACGUCUUUGGCGCCAGGUAAUGAAACAACUUACAACCUUGAUAAUACAGCCAGGAAGGAAGACAACAAUGAAACAUGUAUUAGUAACAGUGUGAACUCAAAAUCAGACAGAUCUGCGGAUAAAUCGCCCACAUCCCCAUCGAAAACAACUGCCACACUUCCAUCGAAUAAACCUGCCGCGUCUGUAACUCCGGCGCCCAGGAUUAAAGUAAAAAAUGUAGCUGAAUUGAUGACUGAGCAGGCGUUAAGUCAACAAAACGCAAAUAAUACAACGCAAUCUAGUAUUUGGCUUGUUCCUUUGGAAAAUACUUUCCAACACCAAGUAACAAAUGCAUCAGUUAACAAUAGAUCGUCUAAUGGAGUACAGACAUUGGCGCUGCCGACUACGUCCUCGCAGGUGAUAGGCUCUUUGAACAGCGGGCCCCGAGAGUUCGUAAUUUUGGAUACUGUAGAAAUGCCAAAUACUAAGACUUCGUCACCUUUUAAAUAUUUGCAAACCUUAAUGCAGAUUCAUAACAUUACUUUAUUGGAUGGAACUGAACGACUGUCCAAAGACUUUGUAUGCCUUAUUAAGUUUAAAUUGCAGUUUUCUCAACAAACUAUACAUAAACCGGUGGUUCUUUGUUUGUCUCUACACUGUUUGGAAAAUAAAUUCUUUUUAGGAGUUAAAGAUCCCAGUUAUCCUGACAAUAUUGAUUUGAAUAAAUUGUCCGCCAACUGGCAGUGGGAAAUAUUAAAGAUCUACACAGUCAGAGAACUUGUUGUGAAUAAAUUAUUUCAAAAUGCACAAAAAAUAAGCCCAGCAGUAUUUGGAUAUGUUAAAAAUUUUGUUAGCGUUUUACAGACAAUUAAGUUAAAAACAUCUAUUUAACAUCCACCUAUGAAACAUCUUUCUAUAACAAUUUCUUGUUCGAGUGUAAAAAAGAUAUUGUAGCACACAAUUGAUGAUUUACGUUGAGGAAUAGAAGAGCCAAGAUAAAUAAACAUUCGCGAAGACUUGUUUGCGUCAAGUUAAUUUUGAUAAGUUAGAAAUAAUAAGCUAAUUUGCGUGCGUGCCUUAUUCCAGGUUGACCAUGGUCGAGUUUUUUAAAUUUGACUAGCCAGACAAAAAGUCUAUUUAGUACUAC